AUGAGAAUGCAAGUCCACAGUGUAGUGCAUCAGAUGAAAAUUCUGGGAUUAAAUUAUAGCUCUGAGUGCUGAGAACAGGAGAGCCGGGCUUUGAUUCUGUUAUUGACUGGAUGUGGUGCUGUUUGCCAGCCAAACAACUCCCUUUUCCAAUGUGGAAAAUGGGGACACCUUUCCCUGCUUCUCUGAUGGGGUUCAUUGAGCUCACAUGAGCCAUCUGGAAACGAUAUAAGAUCCAGUUUGUAAUCAGGAUUACCUCAUGAAAGUCUCCAAGAAAUCCUAUGCAUGUAGUGAAGACUUACACAGACAUGAGUUUUUUACUCUCUUUUCUAUGUUGUUUUUUGGAUUUUUUUUUUCUGGUUUUGUUGGCUUGGUUUUGGUAUUUGAUCAGCAAGGAUGCUGCUCAUCCCUGUCUUGUUUCUUCUGGUUCCCAUGGUGACUACAGCUCAUAGAUAGAGGGAGGGUUGUUCCCUAGCAACUGUUCCCUCCUUUCAACCUUCAGACCACCUCCAUACCCAGAGGGACCUGCCUGCUUGCAGGAAUCACCGUGGCACCACAUCAGGGACCAUGGACCAGGUGAGAGAGGCAAUCACGAAGUCCCCAACAUCCCCCAGACUUGAUGUGGCCCAAAGUGACUCUGUGCCUUCCAACAACGCAUCAGUGGAACCUGAGGAAGAGAAAAAGGAGCGUCUUCCAGCAGGCUUAAGUCCCACCAGACAGAGAACAACAUCCCAUAAAACUCCCAGCAGAGUCUCCUGCAAAGUCUCCAAGAGCUCAGCAGCUCAAGGAACAACUAAGAAGAACUCCACACAUAUUAAAUCCAAGGUAUCUCCUUCUGUAAAGGAUAUUCAGAAUGGAAGACAGAGUAAACAGCAUCUCCAAGCCAAAACACCCCACACACAGAAUCAUCAUUCAAGAAGACUUGAAGAGGAAGAAGAAGAUACUUCUGCCACCAAAGAUCCAAGGAUGAGGCUUCAGCAAAGAGGCAGGAACAGCAUUUCCAGUCAAUCUGCCUCAUCCAGGCAGAGGGAGGCAGAGAACACCAAAUCCAUGCCCACUGGCAAAGAGUUAGUAGAAGGCCGGCAGCAAACCCCACGUUCUAAAAUGCCCGGAUCUCUGACCAAAGCCAGAUGUGAAAAAACCAAGGAGACGAAUGAGUCCCUGACAGCAGUAGCACCAGAUAGGAAAGCAGAGUGGAAGGAGCCUCUGGAGAAGAAAAACAGUGUGACCCGUGACAACAGCAAAAAUAAAUUUGCCAGUGUAGAUGAAUUUGCCAGCAAUGAAGAGGAGCGGCGGUCUCUGUGCCUGACAGCACUCAUCAUGGGACAGAAAAGACUCAGUGACCGCACUGGGAUGCUAAAAAGAAAGCUGGAGUCAUUUGGUGAUUUCAAUGAGCUGGGUUUUAACCUGAGGUCAAAUAUCUUCCAAGGUGGACCACUGGAAUGCAGAAGCUUGAUGAAAGAUUCCUACACCCCUGAUGUAAUUCAGAAGUCAAUCAGGGAUCCCAGGAACUGGCAUGGGAGGAGGAUUGAUGAUUUAGGGAGGUGGCAUCAGAAGAAUGCCUUAAAUCUUAGCCUGCAGAAAGCACUGGAAAAUAAAUACGGGAAGAAAAAAGCCCAGCCCUAGAUGAUGAAGGUUAAGUACUGACCUGCAUUCACCAGGUGAUCUUCCUCGGCCAUCUAAUAAACCUCCAUGUAGAGCACGAACCCACUGCUCAAUAGUUGUCA
Coturnix japonica (Japanese quail) is the source of this 1724-nucleotide messenger RNA. RefSeq names its product ciliary microtubule inner protein 4 (gene CIMIP4). The record is from RefSeq and is a predicted model, not a curated record. NCBI's taxonomy places the organism in Eukaryota, Metazoa, Chordata, Aves, Galliformes, Phasianidae.